Molecule: messenger RNA, 7537 nt
Organism: Xyrauchen texanus (razorback sucker)
Lineage: Eukaryota; Metazoa; Chordata; Actinopteri; Cypriniformes; Catostomidae
Gene: fhod3a
Product: formin homology 2 domain containing 3a
Exons: 28
Coding region: 210-4937 (1575 amino acids)
Biological process (GO): actin filament network formation; cardiac myofibril assembly; cortical actin cytoskeleton organization
Cellular component (GO): cytoskeleton; cytoplasm
Molecular function (GO): actin filament binding
Source: RefSeq, a predicted model, not a curated record
CUUGUGCUCAGCGACAGAACAGGACGGGGGGCGCAGAGCUGCGGGUCAUCUUUACUUCCUCUCUCAUUCACACUUUAGCGGUGAAGUGAAGUCAAGGACGGACGCGGAUCAGCUGAAGGACCCGCUGUGAAGGAGCUGCUGACUUUGUUGUCGUUACCCGGACAGGACGCGCUUGGAAACGGCUACAACGGGCCGUGCAUGGAUGCACAAUGUCUUCGUUUGUGUGCCGGGUUCAGUUUUUAGACGACACCGAUCCGUUCAACAGUACCAACUUCCCCGAACCGACCCGACCACCUCAAUACACGUUCAGAGAAGAUAUUCCCCUGAUCAAUCAGAUCGCCGGAGUUCACCGACUCCUCAAAGCGCCACAUAAGCUCGAUGACUGCGCCCUUCAGCUGUCUCAUAAUGGAGUUUAUCUGGAUCUGGAGUUAUCACUGGAUGAACAGAGAGAUGAACUGGAGGGAUUUCUGCAGGACGACUGCGGAGGGAGGGGGAAGAAACACAGUGUGAUCUUACGCACUCAACUGAGUGUCCGUGUUCACGCGUGUAUCGAGAAGCUGUAUGUUUCAGAUGGACGUGACCUGAGGAGGGCGCUGUUUUCUCUCAAGCAGAUAUUCCAGGAUGAUAAAGAUCUGGUUCAUGAGUUCGUGAUGGCGGAGGGUCUCACCUGUCUGAUAAAGGUCGGCUCAGAAGCGGAUCAGAAUUAUCAGAACUACAUCCUCAGAGCUUUGGGUCAGAUCAUGCUGUACGUGGAUGGGAUGAACGGGGUCAUAGGUCACCCUGAGACCUUAGAGUGGCUCUACCUGCUGAUUGGCUCAAAGUUUCGUCUGGUGGUGAAGACGGCCCUGAAACUGCUGCUCGUGUUUGUGGAAUAUUCAGAGUCGAACGCAGUUUUACUGAUUCAAGCCAUCAGCAGUGUGGACACAAAGAGAGGUUGUAAGCUGUGGUCAAACGCUGUGGAGAUUCUGGCAGAGAGGGACGGAGUGGACACUGAACUGCUGGUGUAUGUGAUGACACUCAUUAAUAAGACGCUGGCUGCUUUGCCUGAUCAGGACUCGUUCUAUGAUAUGGUGGAUGUUCUGGAGGAGCAGGAAAUGGAGUCUGUGUCCCGCAGGUAUCUGGGUCGCAGGGGAACUGAUCUGGAUCUUCUGGAGCAGCUCAACAUCUAUGAGGCGACUCUUCGUCAUGAAGAUGGGGAUGAGGACAGUUUGCCACCAUCUUCCGGUCGUCAAGAGAGACGUGGGUCCAGUAUCGGUGGAGGAGAGAGGCGGGGCUUAGAAAGACGUCGCAGCCGCAGACAUUCAUUGGCCAGAUCAGGCCACGCCUCCCCAAACCGUACAAACUUCCAGCAGUUUAAUGGACAGGAACUCAACGAAAAAGAGGAAGAUGAGGAGGACUCUGCACUCACAGAGUCUAAUGAUGAUGAUGAUGAUGAAGGGGAAAGGAAUCCUUCAUCGGGUGUCAUCAGCGCACCUGACGAUAAAUCAGACGACUUAGACAAACACACAGAAAGCUUCACAUCGACGGCUCGCACAGAAGAGGACGAGCGAGAGGAAGAGGAGAGGAGGAGCUCAUCAAGCUCAGCCCCGCUCACUCCUGACUCCACCCAACCAUCGCAACUAGCCACUCUGCUCGCACAACGCAAGUCCUCCGUCAGCGUGCCGCCAACCAAUGAGGUCGUCCCGCCUCUGCGCGGCUCUGCUCAACCGUGCAACCGCUUGCCAUACCUCCCUCACUCGCCGUUCUUCCUCUUCUCUUAUGAUGUGGAGGAGGAGAAACCAGUGGAGAAGAGCGGCAGGUCCUUUUCGGCUAUAAGUGCUCCAUCUACACCAACCAAACCACAAAGCGACAGACCUGCUCUGGGCGGUCUUCUCUCGUCUUCGUACCGGCAGCAUCAGGAAUCACUCGCAGCAGAAAGAGAGAGGCGACGGGUCGAGCGAGAAGAGCGACUGCAACGGAUAGAGAGAGAGGAGAGAAAUCGACAAAGUCGAGACUAUGUGGCGAACAUGGAGGAGGCGAGACAUGCUCGUGAAGAAAGGUUUAAGACGGUGGAGAGAAUAGCCGCGGAGGAGUUUGAAAGAGAUCGUGUGCGUUCAGCACCUUGCGGUCUCAGCCUCACUCUCAGUCCUUCUGACAACUGUCAAUCAUCCCGCAGUGCCACACCCUCCUCGGUGACAUCACAGGAUGACCAGGACACACCUGUCACAUCGUACCCGUCUUCUGAACCAGACACCAAUGAUCUAGAACCGGACAUGGGGGCCACUCUAGAACCUGAGGAGAAAGUGCCAGAACCCAGAGAAGAACAGGAAGAAGAAGAGGAAGUGGAGGAGAUAAGUGCUGAACAGGAAGUGGGCGGGGCUGAAGAGCAGGUUGCAGAGGAUGAGGAGGAGCCUGAACGGGAAGUUCCUGAUGGAGAAGCAGAAGACAGCGGGAUCUUGAGUGAUAAAGAACGACAGAGUGAUGAAGUGAACGAGAAAGAUAACUGCUCUGCAUCCAGUAUAUCAUCUGCCAGUAGUACACUAGAGAGGGAAGAUCGACUCGGCAGCAGCGAGACCGGUCAGUGGUCUCAAAGCAUCAACGCUAAUGAACAACGCAGCAAGAUCCUCCACAGCAAACACUUCAUGCUGGACAUGCUGUACUCACAGAGCGAAAAACCCUCCGAGGAAGACGAGGAUGAAGAAGAGCUCGCAGAGGAGAAAGAUCAAGACGUAAACGAGAGAGAGCAGGGCGCCGAUUCGGCCGUGUUGGCGCUGGACGCGAGUUCACAGGAAGAGAACAGCCGUAAGAGCGACGGAGACAAGAAAGUCGAGAAUCAGGGCAACGUGCGGGCGUUCGCCGAACGCUUUGGAGAUCUGGUGAAGGGUCUCAGCUCUCCACCAACAGAAAUGCAGGAAGGUCCAGAGAAACAGUUGGCCCCUCCUCCUCCACCCCCUCAGCCUCCAAAGAAAGAGUCGGACUACAUCUGGGACCAGUUGAUGGAGAGUCCGCGAGAGCUCCGCAUUGGUGACAUCAACUUCACAGAUCUCGGCGACGAGGAUGACCAGGACAUCUUGGAUUCUGGAAGUCUGUUGAGCUCUGGAGAUCUGCCCCAUGCCCCACCCCCUCCACCCCCCUGCCCCUUCAACCUGCCCCCACCUCCAUCAAUGUUCGGCUGUCCUCCUCCACCUCCCAUGUUCAACAUCAGGAUGCCUCCACCUCCUCCCUGUUUCUCCACCCCGGCGGUGCCGGCUCCCGGAAUGCCCCAGCUGGGCGGAGGAGAACCGCCACUCUUCCAGAAAAGAAAGAAGACCAUCAGGUUGUUCUGGAGCGAGGUCCGGCCUGCAGACUGGAUCUACCGGAACCACAAACGCAGCCAAGAAUCACUUUGGUCCAAACUUGAACCUGUCAAACUUGACACCGCAAAACUUGAACAUCUGUUUGAGAGCAAAUCCAAAGAGAUGCCCGUAACCAAGAAAACAGCCGCAGACGGGAAGCGUCAGGAAAUUAUCGUUCUGGAUUCGAAACGCAGCAACUCCAUCAACAUCGGUUUGACGGUUCUCCCGCCGCCACGCACCAUCAAAACCGCCAUACUGAACUUUGACGAGUACGCGCUCAACAAAGAGGGCAUCGAGAAAAUCUUAACCAUGAUUCCGACGGAAGAAGAGACGCAGAAGAUCCAGGAAGCUCAGCUGGUCAAUCCCGACCUCCCGCUGGGAAGUGCCGAGCAGUUUCUCCUGACGCUCUCGUCCAUCAGCGAGCUCUCGGCACGUCUGCAGCUCUGGGCCUUUAAACUCGACUAUGAGACCACAGAGCAGGAAGUGGCUGAACCACUACAGGACCUGAAGGAGGGCAUGGAUCAGCUGGAGAAGAAUAAAACCCUGCGAUACAUCCUUUCCACACUGCUCGCGAUAGGAAACUUCCUGAAUGGCUCAAAUGCUAAAGGUUUUGAUCUAAAUUACCUUGAGAAGGUUCCGGAAGUGAAGGACACGGUUCAUAAACAGUCUCUGCUCCAUCACGUGUGCAGUAUCGUCGUGGACAGCUUCCCCGACAGCACAGACCUCUACUCUGAGAUUGGCGCCUUAACACGCUCAGCCAAGGUGGAUUUUGACCAGCUACAGGAGAACUUGACUCAAAUGGAGUGGCGCUGCAAAGCAUCAUGGGACCAUCUGAAAGUGAUCGCAAAGCAUGAGAUGAAGCCUGCGCUGAAGCAGAAGAUGUCCGACUUCCUGAAGGAUUGCGCCGAGAGAAUUAUCAUCCUCAAAAUAGUCCACCGCAGAAUCAUGAACAGGUUUCAUGCGUUCCUGUUGUUCCUGGGUCACCCAGCGUACAGUGUUCGUGAAAUCAGUGUAAAUCGUUUCAGUAAGAUCAUUAGUGAGUUCGCUCUGGAGUAUCGGACCACACGCGACCGCGUCCUACAGCAGAAACAGAAACGUGCCAACCACAGAGAGAGAAACAAGACACGAGGCAAAAUGAUCACGGACAUCAACCAGCAGACUGAUGAUGAAGAAGAAUGUGAGGCUGGUCGCUUGGGUGGGAAAAGCAGUAGUGUGACCCCUGCUGUAGCGCAGGAGAGUGAGCCGCAGGGUUUGGGUCACGCUGAAGAUGCAGCAGAACAUGAGCAAAUGAAGGCAGUCCUAAAGACCAGCCUACAGGGCAGCGACAGUGACACCGCCGUGGUACCUGGAUUACGUACCCGCACACGCACAAGAGCCAGCCGAGGUCGAAACGCAUGGGCCGCUGUAAAUGAAGACCCUCAGUGUGUAACAGAUGAUGCUGCUGAUGAGAUCAUGGAGAGAAUCGUUCGUUCAGCCACUCAGAGUACCAGAGAAAGAGCACAACCCUGUGAACGACGACGCUCGCGAGCAAACAGAAAAUCACUGAGGAGGACUUUGAAAGGUGGUCUGACCCCAGAAGAAGCGAAGGCACUGGGAUUUGACUCGUCAGAGAUGCCAGUUUAAUACCACAUCCUGCCUGACCCGUUAACAGAACUCAUCUCAGGAGGAUUCAUUCUGACGAUACAACAUUACCCAACACACCAGAGAAACAAACAUCUUAUUCAUGAAUCAGCUGCACAUUUUAUGUUUUCUAAAUAUUUCAUGCAUAACACGGAAGCGACACUUCCUGUGAUGAUGUUGCUCCGCCUUUAUUAUUUUAUACUUCACCACGCCCUCUCCAUCACGCCACACCUCAUAACUCUACUAGCCAACCACACGCCUUCUAGCAGCCGUUUGUUGAACUGCAGUUUUGUGUCAAUGACGAAUUUUACUGUGAUGUUUAUAAAUUCCCUUUAAAGGUACACGCUAAUGAAAUAUUCACUUGAACCGAGUUAAUGACUUAGAAACGCAAGAAUACACUUAACACAGGGUUUGACUUUAUUCCUCAGUUUAGUUAUUUCUAUUGAAAAUUCAUAUCAGAAGGAAAGUACAGAGCGGUCUGCUUCACAUCGAGUUAUAUUAUAUUCCUGACGUGGGGCUUUAAAUGUCCAGUCACUAGAUUCACUUUAUGUCCGCAUUAGUACCAUUGGUUUUUCAGAUUGUGACCCGUAGCUUUGGUUUAUUUAUUUAAAAAUGUACGGUUUUAUAAGAGGAAAGAAGGGAUACUAAAUAAAUAUUUAAUGUUUUCAUCUAACAAUCCCAGAUGAGGUUUUGGACAGUGCAACACAUUUAGUGUCCUGUUGAUUCUCAAGCAUUAACACGCAACCACACGCAAACUCAGACAAGCAGUCCGUUUGAUGAUUGGCCGUCUGUUUAGAAUAUCAUUUCCAUUUCAGGUUUUACAUUUUGUGUCCAUUAUACAUAGGUCAAUUCAUGACAGAUAGAGCUGAAUAUAUAAAUUCUGCGCAUCCAUUGGCAUUUCCACUAGAAGCAUCUUUCGGUUAAGACACACAAAUGUAAUGUCUAUAAAUGUGCCUUUGAUACAGAAGGGACUUUAGAAUAACAUGCAAAUGGAUUUGAUCUCACUUCGUCAGGUGGUUUGGCCAAAUCCAAGACGUUUUACGUCAAACCAGAGGCCACAUGCUAAACAACACAGUGUUUUUGUACCAUUUCAGCUUUGUAUUUUUGGGUCAUUCUCGUGAGUUUUUUGUAUCUGACCUGUUUGUGCGUAUUAGUCGUAAUGGUCUGAUGUGGUGACUUGAUGCUGUUCAGGUCUGUUGGAGGAUACUGCAAUGAGAACUGCCGUGCUGCACCGUAACAUCCAAUAUUAUUUGGGAUUUUUAUGAAAACAAACACGACUUGUAUAAAUAACUAUUUAUAUGCAAUCUACAUCAGAUGCACUCUCUCCAAACAUUAUUCUAAAAUGUACAAAAUGGUGAACAUACAAUAUUUUUGACGAUGAAAGAGACUGUAAAAUGUUGUGACUUAUUUUCUUUUGUAAUUUUUAUAGAUCGCGGUCUAAUAUUAAUGGGGUUUUUCUGUACAUUGUAACUUAAGACAACUAAAGCCAUAAACACCUAGCACAGUGUUUCAGAGGAUGUGCUCCGCUCGCAAGAACAAAACUGAUUUGUUUGGACAGUAUAACUGUAUAUUUGAGAUCAUGCCUUAUAGAAGAAACUGCUGAACUCAGGCUUGCAUAGAUCCACAGUGUGUGUUACCCUGGAAUAAUCGACAUAAUGUUCAGUGUCUUUGGAACUCAUUUAGCAAAACUGAAAGCCUUGUACUUUACCAUAUUUCCACUUUGAUUCACGUGCACACUCUACAAUAAACGCCUCUCUGAAGUAGACAGCCAAUGAUUGUGUGUGUUUGACUUAGACGAGGUCUAUUGUAGGUCCUAUAUUUCUAUUCGAAUACUCAAUUACUGUUUAAUGCAUGGGUAGUUUCAGUCAGUUUAAUCACGUUCUAUAUUAAUGCAUCAGAUAAAACUACCUCCGGUCGCGGGUAUAGUGUUGCACGUCUGAUGAGUCUCAGAACAGGAAUUAACCAUCACGAAACACAACAUCAUGUCAUGCAAUGCAGUCUUUAAAUCAACUGUGACGCACUACAGGGAAACGGAAAGACACCAGUGUCCAUCAGCCGUAUUACUGAGUCCGCCCUAAAGAGAAUUACAAAUCCUCUUACAUAAGGCUUGUGUGGAAAGUAUGGUUUGACAUUCAGCUAUGUUUUGCACGCUGUCCGGCAAGACGGGGGAAAUUAUUUGAACUAUAAUAAGAUAAACAUGAUCUAAUAUUGUGGUUCGGUUCAGCAUGUGCCGCUGACAAUCGCUCGAGGGUGCCGCACGCUCGUGCAGUGCCGACUGAAGGGCUGAAUCCAGACGGGUUUAUAAAUCGAAGCCUUCUGCAGUUUAGUAAUCGUGCAAGGACAUACUGCAAUUUCAUUCUGCAUUCAAUCAAUCAUGCAGCCUUAACAGAUCAAUACCGAUGUCUCAGAGGUGCAAGUCUGCAGGUUUUAAAGCAUGCAAGUGCCUCUUUAACACGGUCACGUCUGUAACAGAGAGAGGUCACGUCAUCAUUAUUGAGAAAAUAACAACCGUCUACAUUCUGUGGCUAUUAUUAUUUCUGGAUUGUGCAUUUAAGAGUUUCUGAUCUCCCCACAAAUGUUGAAAUAAAAGUAAUAUCACACUA